Messenger RNA from Coregonus clupeaformis (lake whitefish), 2550 nucleotides. RefSeq names its product RUN and SH3 domain-containing protein 1-like. NCBI's taxonomy places the organism in Eukaryota, Metazoa, Chordata, Actinopteri, Salmoniformes, Salmonidae. The transcript has 10 exons. The record is from RefSeq and is a predicted model, not a curated record. Gene Ontology annotation, cellular component: cytoplasmic vesicle. Gene Ontology annotation, molecular function: protein binding. Bases 67 to 2283 code for a protein of 738 amino acids.
CUUCCCCCCCUCAAAGUCUGCACCCUUCUCGCCAACUCUUUACGCCCUGAGCGAUUUGAUUGGCUCAUGGCCUUCUCCCCCGAUGGUGAAAACAUGCCCCUGCCCCCGCCCUUGGAAGUUAGAAAAUCCAAUGAAGAAACCCUGAAGAAAUCUACUUCCGGGUCAACGUCAUCAUCUGGGUCAACGUCAGGGUCGGGUUCAAAAGUGAUGACCAAGGAACUGCGUAACCGUAGCAAACACAGCUCCCCGGCCUACCAGCUAAUAACUGAACCAGAUCCUGACCCCACAGUCAUAACCCCUGACCCUGACUUCCUCUACAACCUCAAGUGGAGGAGGGAAAAGACGGACAGCGACGGGAUCCAAUGGGAGUACACCUCCCAGGCCCAGGCCGCCUUCCUGCAACCACCUCCCCUCACGUCAUUGGCUGCUUUUAGGGAAAUGUUCCAGAAAGCAGAGGAUGCGAUUGGACAGCCCGAGCUGUGUCCCUCGCAGCAGAUUGGGUUCUCAGCCAGUGAAGGGAACCUGUGGAGGAUGGAUGGACAGAGAAAAGAGGAGGGAGAAAAGAGGAAAGAAGAGGUAGAGGAAGAAGAGGUGGAGGUGAGAGGAACAGCUGAUGGAGGAAGAACCUGGGAGUCAAGAACUACAGCGGUUCGUAGCGUCUCAUUCGCUGGCUCUGUACAGAGGGGCGGGACUUCCUUGAUGGGCGAUGACGUGAAGGCCCCUCUGAGAGGGAUGUCCUCUCUGUGCCUGCUGGAAAAAAGAGCUCUGGUCAGUGCAGUCAGUGUGGCAGUAGAGGCCAUUUUGGCUCAGUUCAGCUCCUCACGGACCCUGGUACAGAAGGCUCUAUCAGGAGACAGCAGUGUGAAUCCGUCUCUGGGUCGGCUGGUGCUGCAGUGUUUGUGCCCCGCCCUGCGGAGCCUGCUCUCCGAUGGCCUCAAGCCCCACCAGAGUGAUUUGAUCUCGGGCAGGAGGCCAAACUCAGCCUGGGGACUGGUCCAGGCCUCCACCAGGCCAGGUAGGAACUCUGGAGCGCAGUACAGAGGGCCCAGCACUCAGUCCCUGCACAGCCUACAGGCUAGAAUAGGAGAGCUGCCCCAGCUCAGGCAGAACAAACACAGGUUCAACGCCUUCCUCCUCGGCCUCCUCAACAUCAAGCUUCUGGAUUUCUGGCUGUCCCAUCUCCAGUCAUGCAGUGAUGUGUUGGUGACGUUCUACAGGCCCUCCUCCUUCAUGCGCUUGUCGUUGACUUCCUGCCAGCCUCUGUUUGAGGAGCUCCUCCUCCUGCUGCAGCCCCUCAGUCUCCUGACCCUUAACCUCGACCUGCUCUUCCAGCACCACCACCUGGAGCCUGCCAAUCACAGCCCAGAGAUCCUCAGCCCACCUAAUCAGGACCUGGGAUUCAGGCUCUCGCCCCGGGGGUCCGCUUCCCAAGGCAGGGGCAGCAGUUAUCUCGAGAGUCUAUCAGAGCUGGACUUUGGGAGCGUGGAACCCGAGGUGACCAAUCGUAAUGCAAGCUCGUCGUCCCUGGCCAACUCGGGGGUGGGAGGGUUGGUGGAGUCACUGAAGCCAGCGAGUCUCAGCGUGGGGCCUGCGAAGGUCUCUGGGGGUCUUGCGGAGACGAGUCCUCAGCUGAUGUGGGUUCAGGAGAAAGAAAUUAGGGAGCUAGCACCUCCUAAUGUUGAGGAGGCCAGUCUCUCCCAACAGGCAGGACAGGUGAUCCAGCAGGGAUGGGGGGCUGUGGUACGCUGGGGGGGCAAGCUGGGCCAGAACCUGGCUGAACUCAGCCUGUCUGCAGUACAGAACCAGAACGGGACAUCCAGAGACCCCCCAGAGCCCCAGGCCAGUACCCAGGCCAGGAGUGACCCUCCUCAGGUCGAUGGAGCAUUGGCGGUCCCCUGGGGUUUGGGACGGCUGUUUGGAGCCUCCAAUAACCCCACGAAACCCACACUUUCAACCAGACGUCCGUCUCAGUGGUUGUCUCCAGGGGAGUCUGUUCUGACCCGGAUGGUGAGCAGCAGUUCCAGCGCUAACCAGAGGAGGGCGCUGGAGCCCCAGCAGGUAGAAGAGGUGGUAGAGAGAGAGAAGGAAGAGACAUGGGACAACCCAAGACCCCUCAGGUCAGUCAGAACACUAUGCGACCACUCUGGCACAGGGGCGGAGCUAAGCUUCCAGAAAGGGGAGGAGUUAUUGGUUUUAGGGGGUGUCGAUCACGACUGGAUUCGCUGUCGUCAGGGAGACCGAGAGGGGCUCGUGCCCAUUGGCUACGCCUCCCUGAUCAUGUGAUUUCAGACGCCUGAUCAGAGUUUUGAUUGUUAUAAUAUAUCUGGGGGAGGGAAAAUGAAGUCAUAAAGCUAUAAUGUAUUUAGGCAACCAUUGAGAGGCUGUGGCGAAGUCCCAAUGCUCUCAGAUAAAUAGUUCACCCCCGAAUCUAAGUUCAAAUCACGUUUUUAUACCUCUAAAGUGGUCCAAAGUCGUAAGUCAGGGUUCCCCAACUGGCGGCCUGUGAUUUUAUUUGGCCCCCCAAGUUUUCUGAGCAAAGGGUUAGGGUUA